This is a messenger RNA of Alternaria hordeiaustralica, 960 nucleotides long. RefSeq lists its product as uncharacterized. The coding region runs from base 1 to 960 and encodes 319 amino acids. The record is from RefSeq and is a predicted model, not a curated record. The transcript has 2 exons. Lineage: Eukaryota; Fungi; Ascomycota; Dothideomycetes; Pleosporales; Pleosporaceae.
AUGGAAAUCCUAUUCUCAGAGCUGAUUGCCAUGACACUACCGACUGGUCUCGUCGCUGAAAGCGAGAUGAAGAGAAUACGCGAAUGCGCAACAGAAAACGAAACCCUAGCUCGCUGCUGGGACAAACCGCAUGUCGCUCUGGUAUCAAUGGAGUGGGCUCCGUCUGGUCUGGCCUAUUGCUGGAACGGCUGGAUAUCCUGUAACGAGGCGAGGGGCUACUGGAAGCAAGUAGAAGCGAUGCGAGUCUUGUCUGUGGAAAUCACCACCCCAGCAUCCCCAGCAGUAUCGAGCACUGAGGACCAAAGCGACGAUGGACAGAACAAAGCGCACGAGUACCGAUUCUGGGUACCGCCCAAAUGGAACGGGAGACCAAACGUUCCCCAAUCCAGCUUUGUAUCGACCAAUAAGGCCGUCGCGGGUCUCGAAAAGAUGUUCCGUGACUUGUCAUCAACGUAUCCGACAAUCUGCGUCUGUUUCCAUCGACCGACUUUGACACGGCAGGGUCUAGCCGACAUUGGAUUCAAGCUACCAAAAGGCACCAUUCUUGUCGACAUGAUCAAGGUACUAGAGUACCAGUCUAGAUUUCGAGACAUGCCUCCAAAGGUCAAACGCUACAUCAAUAGUUGCCUGAAUGUUGACAUGCGCGACGGGGUACGUUUUGGAGAGAGAUUCGACGCAAGCGACAGUGACGCACUUGCAUCCGACUUCAAUAAACACGCGCCAAAAUAUGGCCAAACCGACGAGUGGCGUGAGAUCAUCCGUAAGAAAGAAGACCUUCCGGCUGGUACUUUGUUGAAGAUUCUUGGGCCCGAGGCAGAAGCCCACCUGCGGCAGAUUAAAAAGAUAGAGAAGAUGUACACACUAGAGAGGGAUGGGCGCUGGGAAAUCGACGAGGCAAAGCAAGCAAAGGAGGAUUACCAGAAGCAGCUUGCUAUGCUACGCCAACAGACAAUUGAGUAG